AUGGGUGGUGAGGCUGCCGAGACCGCGACGGGUGCGCUGGAAGAAGGGAAGCAUAGCAAUGGUGCCACAGAGCCAACUGCGUCUGCUGCGCCUGCUGCUUCAGCUGAGAAGGACCAGGACACCGCGAAGUCGGCCAAGCCUACGAUAGGCGUGAUGAGCACUGGGGAUGCUCAACCGGCUGCAGAAGCUGCAGAUAGGGCGCCGCCUACGGGUUCCAGCCCCAAAAAGAGACGGAAGGUCAACCACGCAGGUUACAUGCGAGAACCUGCAUCUUCCCUCGUCACUGCUUCUCCCUCCCCCGUCUGCUAUUCUUUUCGACCGGCCGGUGAUGGAAUUUCUAUACUUUUAUACGGGUUCCACAUUGCAAAUCAGACCUGCAGGGCUCAACCUUCUUCUCUUUUCCCUUCCCCUCUCCCUCUCCUUGACCGUUUUAUAUAUUUUAUUCAACGUAUAUAUUCUCCUAAUGCCGCUGCCGCUGCCCUUCUUUUUCUUUUCUUUUUCUUAAUUUCUUCAUUUCUUUUCUUUAUCUGCUUGCUUUUUUGUUCCAUGGCGCGCAUCGGAAGUAAAACCGCUGACCAUUCAUUCGCUCUAUAG
Messenger RNA from Trichophyton verrucosum HKI 0517, 594 nucleotides. RefSeq lists its product as uncharacterized. The record is from RefSeq and is a predicted model, not a curated record. The transcript has 2 exons. The coding region runs from base 1 to 594 and encodes 197 amino acids. NCBI's taxonomy places the organism in Eukaryota, Fungi, Ascomycota, Eurotiomycetes, Onygenales, Arthrodermataceae.